Molecule: messenger RNA, 2009 nt
Organism: Propithecus coquereli (Coquerel's sifaka)
Lineage: Eukaryota; Metazoa; Chordata; Mammalia; Primates; Indriidae
Gene: MCTP2
Product: multiple C2 domains, transmembrane 2
Exons: 15
Coding region: 167-1567 (466 amino acids)
Biological process (GO): regulation of neurotransmitter secretion
Cellular component (GO): synaptic vesicle membrane
Molecular function (GO): calcium ion binding
Source: RefSeq, a predicted model, not a curated record
UCCUCUUUGAUACGCAACCUCCGGCUCUCAGAGUCCUUGAAAAAGAACCAGCUCUGGAACGGGAUUAUAAGUAUAACUUUGUUGGAAGGGAAGAAUGUCUCAGGAGGAAACAUGACAGAGAUAUUUGUCCAGUUAAAACUGGGGGAUCAGAGAUAUAAAAGUAAGGAUGGGCAUUUUGGACAUUGAAGUGUGGGGAAAGGACAGCAAAAAACGCGAGGAGCGUCUGGGCACGUGUAAAGUGGAUAUCUCGGCACUCCCCCUGAAGCAAGCCAACUGCUUAGAGCUGCCGCUGGAGAGCUGUCUGGGGGCUCUCCUUAUGUUGGUCACACUUACGCCCUGUGCGGGAGUCUCCAUCUCUGAUCUGUGCGUGUGCCCCUUAGCAGACCCCAGUGAAAGAAAGCAGAUUUCCCAGCGAUACUGCUUACAGAACUCCCUGAAAGAUAUGAAGGACGUCGGCAUUUUACAAGUGAAAGUUUUAAAGGCAGUCGAUCUCGUAGCGGCAGAUUUCUCAGGAAAGAGUGAUCCUUUUUGCUUGUUGGAGUUAGGCAACGACCGACUUCAGACACACACCAUUUACAAGAACCUCAACCCUGAGUGGAACAAAGUUUUUACAUUCCCCAUUAAAGAUAUCCAUGAUGUUUUAGAAGUGACAGUGUUUGAUGAAGAUGGAGAUAAACCCCCUGAUUUUCUUGGAAAAGUUGCCAUUCCCUUGCUAUCCAUUAGAGAUGGGCAACCAAAUGGUUACGUAUUGAAGAAUAAAGAUUUAGAGCAAGCUUUUAAAGGAGUUAUUUACUUAGAGAUGGACCUCAUAUAUAAUCCGGUCAAAGCAAGUAUUAGGACCUUUACUCCUAGAGAAAAGCGCUUUGUUGAAGACAGCCGCAAGCUGUCCAAAAAGAUCUUAUCAAGAGAUGUAGACCGAGUGAAAAGAAUCACUAUGGCAAUAUGGAAUACAAUACAGUUCCUUAAAAGCUGCUUCCAGUGGGAAUCCACAUUAAGAAGUGCAAUAGCAUUCGUGGUAUUUUUGGUCACCGUCUGGAAUUUCGAACUAUACAUGAUCCCCUUGGCAUUAUUGCUGAUCUUUGUCUACAAUUUCAUCAGACCCACAAGAGGCAAGGUCAGCAUCGCCCAGGACAACCAGGAGAGCACAGACGUAGAUGACGAGGAGGAUGAAGAUGACAAGGAAUCUGAGAAAAAGGGGUUAAUUGAGAGAAUCUAUAUGGUGCAGGAUAUUGUUUCAACUGUUCAAAACAUCUUGGAGGAACUAGCUUCUUUUGGAGAAAGAAUUAAAAACACAUUCAACUGGAGCGUCCCCUUCCUUUCCUCGUUGGCCUGUUUGAUUCUGGCAGCCACCACCGUCACUCUGUAUUUUGUUCCGCUGCGGUACAUCAUUUUAAUCUGGGGAAUAAAUAAAUUUACUAAGAAGCUCCGAAAUCCCUAUUCUAUCGACAAUAAUGAGCUACUAGACUUCCUCUCCAGGGUACCAUCUGAUGUUCAAAAGGUGCAGUACGCGGAAUUGAAACUCUGCAGCAGCCACAGCCCCCUGCGGAAGAAGCGCAGCGCUCCCUAAAGCACACGCCAACUUUGGAUGCCAUCACUCGAUAUGGUGUUUGGUUGAUUAGACCAAUGUCGUGGCUGUCUCAGUGGUACCCGCAGCGUCCUUCUGAAAUGCGGGCGGCCUGGCGCCCUUUCUUCUCCCGCCCCCGUCUUCACACGCACAGGUGCACACGUGCAUGUGCGCACAUCCCCAUGCAUGGUGUGUCCUACUUGCAUAGAGGGCCAGCCCAGCAAAAGGAAACAAUCCCGAGACUGUGAAAGACUAACAUCCAUUCUGAAACAGGAGGUAAAGCAAGGCUGCCACGGGUCUGAACACCCUCCUUGAGAGCAGCCAGGAGACCACUUGGAUUUGAGAGUGACUUCGAACUUGUGUUCACACCUCCAGCAGAUUCUCAUUAAGAUUCAUUUAUUUCCACUCCCAAUCCCCACACUCCUUUCAGAUGAUUAUUCGUGCA